AUGCUACGUUUAUUGUGCAAAUAUCGAUUCCCAAUUGUAAACGACUUCAAAAUGGUAAGCCAUAUUUUUUUAAAAAGCUUUUAACAGAUUAAUAAACAAAGUUAUAAACCUUUUUAUGAUAAUCAUGUAAUUCACAUAAAGAACUCGAUAUAAUUUUAGAUGUCUGAUACGAAAGUCGUCUACACAGUCGAAUUACUAAAAGAAAAAAAGCUAUUGGAUACUUAGCAGAGAAUGAUAGUGCACAGGCUUGCGAGAAAUCUUUUUCAGGUAUUUAUUUUUUUAAAUUUUAUUUUUUUAAUGUAAUUUAAUGAAUUUAUAUAGCACCUCUUGCUUAGACUUUUUAAUCUUUAUUAAAAAAAUUUUUUUAGGGUUGUAAAGUUGCACUGAUGGGUUAUGUCAAGAAUCUGGAGUCGACAUCUGAUAUCCAGAUUGUGCCUGCUCAUCUCGAUGACCCUUGGAAUUACCGGAUCUUCUCGAAGCUUUGCCGUCUCAUAACGAAAAAAGUCAAUCCUGAUUUGGCUGAAAAGAUCAUGCUGGGCUGGAAAACUGCAGCCACCGGUAUUUGUACAGAUUGCCUCACGGUAAAUCGACCCCAGAUUUCUCAACGGGGCGCGCUUUCUUCCAUCCCAUUUGUUCCUUUUUCGUUUCUUCAUCGCAAAUAUGUUUCUGUUCUAGUUUUUUUUACUCUUUCUAUUGCUCGGCGUUUUAAAAAGGGUGGACGUGAAGAGAAAAAUUGGCAUGCGAUAAAAUGUGCCCUGAUGUAAAAGUUCUAACAGCGGACUACGGUAGGAGGAUGCAAGUUUGCAAUAUAUUGUUAUUCAUUUUCCCGUUGUCGUAUCGUACUUUCAUAGAGCUAAGAAAUUUUUGAGAUUUUUGGAUCUUUAACUCGUUCAGUGAAAUUAUUACGAAAUUCGAAUUCUAAGCAUAACAUUUUUUUUUUCAAGCGUUUUCGUUCUCAUCAGUUUCGAGGUCAUGAUGAACGUAUAUUCCUCCUUUGCAAAUACAGUCAUUCCCAGGUCUUGCAAAGGCACAUUCAAAAUGCACCUCGCUAGUACCAGUCCGCCGCUUUACCACUGCUCCUCGCUGCCGUUGCUUCGGCAGUCGCCAGAUCACAUACCACACCGCGCGCGCAUUAUCUUGUGUGCGACUGCGCUUCGAAAGGUCAUACCUUGACUCCGAAAGUUUUUUGAGAAAAAUUUGAUGGUUUUUUCACGUUCUUUAUUUCACAUGACACUGACUAUUUGAUGUUUUGAAACACAAAGCAUACUUGCAAAAAUCUAAAUUGAGGCAUAUUUUUCAAGAAUUAAAGAUUCACAAAUCUCAAAAAUUGAAUCUUACCAUUAGGUUAGCUCUAUGAAAGUACGAUACGACAAGGUGAAAAUGAAUAACAAAAGAAAGAGUAGAAAAAACUAGAACAAAAACAUAUUUGCAACGAAGAAACGAAAAAGAAAAAAGUGGGAUGGAAGAAAGCGCGCCCCGUUGAGAAGUCUGGGGUCGAUUUACCGUGAGGCAAUCUGUACAAAUACCGGUGGCUGAAAACUGCUUUCGAGUAAGAUAUAUAUUAUUACUGAUUUGUGAAAUUUUGUAAAUGUUUUUAGAUUUCAUGUCAAGGGCUGGACGCAAAACGAUUUAACCGUAGAAGAAGUGAAAUUUUCGAUGCAUUUCGUUUUGAGGUAAAAUAAAAGGUUUUUUAUUUGGAUUAUUAUUUUUAGAUUUAUGGAUAUCAUUGACAAAGAACUGAGCGUCGAUCAACAAAUGGCAAUGUACCUAAAAGAAAAUCUAUUCAAGUUGGAUCUCGUUGAAAUCGCAAGUGCAAUGAAUAAGGUUAUUAUCAAAACAAUAUAAUAGUUUUUUUAAUUAUAUAUUUAUAGGAAGCGAAAUCAGGAAAAGUAGGCUUACUUUUUGCAAAAUUCAAACAUGAGGAAGGAUUUGGUAAAUUUUAUUCUUUUUAUUCAUUUUAAUCAGCUAAAUUUUAGCGUAUGAAAUUGAAUGA
Caenorhabditis auriculariae is the source of this 1993-nucleotide messenger RNA. The record is from the annotation of a GenBank genome assembly. Lineage: Eukaryota; Metazoa; Nematoda; Chromadorea; Rhabditida; Rhabditidae.